Penaeus monodon (black tiger shrimp) is the source of this 504-nucleotide messenger RNA. Its product is annotated as succinate dehydrogenase cytochrome b560 subunit, mitochondrial-like. Lineage: Eukaryota; Metazoa; Arthropoda; Malacostraca; Decapoda; Penaeidae. Gene Ontology annotation, biological process: tricarboxylic acid cycle; mitochondrial electron transport, succinate to ubiquinone. The record is from RefSeq and is a predicted model, not a curated record. Gene Ontology annotation, molecular function: succinate dehydrogenase activity; electron transfer activity. Gene Ontology annotation, cellular component: membrane.
GGUGUGGGACCUAGGCUACGGCUUCACCCUCCGCACCCUCUACCAGACGGGCUAUGCGGUCGUUGGAAUCUCCCUGGCACUGGCCCUGGUCGCAGCUGCUCUCUAAAGGAGAGAGAAGAAAAAUGCCAAGAAGAGAGAGCAGGACAAGGAGGGAUUGGGGUGUGAAGGAGACAGAAGGAAGAGGGAUACAAAAAGCGAAGAUAGAGGAUAAAAAAGAGAAGAGGAAAAGAAAUAGGCAGGAAUGAGGUAGACUAGGGGUUAAAGGAUUGCGAGAGAGGAAAAAGAUAAGGAUAGGGGAGGAGAAUUACAUACAAGAAAAAGAGUAAGAGAGUUGGAUAAAGGACUAAGAAACAGAAGAGGAAAAGAAAAAAGUAGGAAUUUUAUCUUAUUUUUUCUUCUGUUUCUCUUUUCUAGUGUUUUAGAAAAAGGAAGAGGAAAAAAAUUUAUGAUAAUUUUUAAGAAAGACUGUACAUAUGUUAUCAAAUAAAUAAUUACUUUAAUGUA